Molecule: messenger RNA, 942 nt
Organism: Musa acuminata AAA Group (dessert banana)
Lineage: Eukaryota; Viridiplantae; Streptophyta; Magnoliopsida; Zingiberales; Musaceae
Product: glutaredoxin-C5-like
Exons: 1
Coding region: 269-661 (130 amino acids)
Source: RefSeq, a predicted model, not a curated record
CAGCGGACUAGUAGAUAAUCGAGUCCUCUCUCCUCACUGCAUGCCUCCACCCUGAACUUUCCCCUUGCAUGAGCAUCUGAAGAGUUCCUACACAAACUUCCCAUUCUACCCCUCUGUUGUUUGUCCUCGGAAUACUCUUCUCACAUCCUGUAAAAACUCUUCCUCUUCCUAACUCUCCACAAAGAGCUAUCGUCCUCCUCUUCUUCUUCUUCCAAGUCUUCGUUAUAGAGUUUUAAGCUCUAGGUGAGGUUUUAGAGUGAUUAGAAGGAUGCAGUACCAGGCGGCGGCAGCAGAGGCGGGGACGUGGGGGUAUGUUACGGCGGCGCGGAGGGCAACGAUGGAGGAGGUGGAGCGGCUGGCGGCGGAGAGCGCGGUGGUGAUCUUCAGCGUGAGCACGUGCUGCAUGUGCCACGCCGUGAAGCGGCUCUUUUGGGGGAUGGGGGUGAGCGCCGCGGUGGUGGAGCUGGACGAGGACCCGCGGGCGGAGGAGAUAGAUCGCGCUCUCGCCCGACUCCUCGGCAGCCGGCCCGCGGGGGGCACCCCUGUCCCCGUGGUAUUCAUCGGCGGGAAGCUGGUGGGAGCCAUGGAUCGGGUCAUGGCCGCCCACAUCAACGGCACCCUCGUCCCCCUCCUCAAAGAAGCUGGCGCUCUCUGGCUCUGAAACGACCACGUUGAAAACCAGUCCAUGCAAGAAGCAUAACCAUGUGCAUAGUGUCUUCCUCUUAUAAUUCAACCACGAAUAAAGGAAACGAGAGGAUAGAGGAGAGGGGAGAGGGAGGUUGAGGUUUUUCUGUAGUUCCUCCGAUCCAUCUUCAGUACAACAUCAGCAUGGGUGGGCUUUGCAUGAUACAUUCUUCCUUUCUAGAGCUCUUGUUGGUGAUGAUCGUGGGAAUAGAAAAUGAUCUUUAAAUCGACAAAGAGAACCAAAAAAAAAAAUUAGGU